Messenger RNA from Chara braunii, 1125 nucleotides. NCBI's taxonomy places the organism in Eukaryota, Viridiplantae, Streptophyta, Charophyceae, Charales, Characeae. The record is from the annotation of a GenBank genome assembly.
AUCGUUCGAUCUGGGCCCAUCCGGCGUCCCACAUGAGCGCUUGGAUACAUCCCAUUGCGGCGCCGGCGCCAGGGACCCCGUGUUUCCCCCAGCCGGCGGCGUCGAGACUUCAACCAGCUGCAGCGGCGCAACAACACACAGGGGCCGUGACGGCAAUCGGAUGUGAGAGUGAAGAGGCACGAGGAAGCUGCAGGGGAGGAGGAGGAGGAGGAGGAGGAGGAGGAGGAGGAGGGGGGGGAGAAGGGGUAGGGGUGCCAUCGACGUCCGGUCAUCCUCAGCAUCAACCGUCGACUGCAUGUACUGGGCAUGCUAAUCACCAUCACCCUCAUCAUCAUCAUCAUCAUCAUCAUCAUCAUCCACAACCGGGGGGGGUGGUGGGGGCAAGCUGCGCCACCGGGGGAGCUGUGGCCAGUGCAGCCGGUGCGUCCGCCGGCCGGGGAGGGGGAGUAGAAGGGGGAGGGGGAGGAGGGGGAGGGGGCGGAGGAGGCGGCGGAGGAGGUGGUGGUGCAGUUGCAAGAACAGCAACCUCGCUCUGCGUCUCAUCUUCCAACUGCGACCCGUCCCCCCCUCCCUCCGCGCUCAUCGAACUCAAAGCCUCUCCUCCGCCGCCUGCUUCUCCUCCCCCUGCCCCUCCCCCUCCUCCUCCGGAUUCCGCUGCUCCUGCCGCUUCUUCAUCCUCCUUGUUGAUGUCCACCGAUGCAUUCUUUGCAUCCAUGGACGCCAUAGCUUUCCCCUCCUCCUUGCUCGACUGCGAUGGAGAUGUGGUUGUGGAUUCCUCGUCGAACGAGAGCUGCGGAAGCGGAAGGGAGCGGGAUGACGUGCUCGCCGGUGAUUCGUCAGCGGCGGAGCUGCAGGCGCAGCAAGAACUGCUGGACUCCGCCAUUCGAGAGGCAUUAUCGAAUCCAUGGACUCCAUUGCCGUUGGGCUUACGACCUCCAUCGAUGGAUAGCGUGAUAGGGGAGCUCAGGAAGAGGAAGGCCAUAACGAGCGAUGGGAAGUGGACAUUCUAAAUUUAGUUUUUAUUUUUCAUAUUCUUAUUCUUGUGUUUUCGUGUUUUAGCCAAAUGUGUGUGUGUGUGUGUGUGUGUGUGUGUGGGUGGGUGUGGGUGUUGCCGUGCGGAGCAGU